AUGAUGACCAAAGAAAAAAAAAGUAUAACAGAACACAACAACCAGAGACCAGUCAAUAACACAUCUCAGGCAAUGCACCAGAACAGUCAUUAUAAUACAAUUCAGCAUCAUGAAAAUAAUGUUAACAACAAUAACAAUUACAAUAGCAUAAACCAAAUAUUAGCUAUAUACAGAUACGCUUUUCAAGGCAUAUCACUGGCACCACCCAAAACAGCCACCUACAACUUCAAAAGAGCGAACUGGCGCAAGUUUGCUAAACAAAUUGAUUCAAAAAUACAGAAUAAGAACCAGCUGCCCACAAAUAGAAAUCUCUCAAUAAAAGAAAUAGAUGAAAGCAUUGUAAGUUUCGAACAAAUAAUUAACAAAUCCAUUAGGGAAAUCAUACCUAAAAAUCAAGCAAAUAAAUAUGACUAUUACCAAAAAUACGUUAGCAACAAUAUCAAGAAAUUACAUUCAACACCUCUCAAGUCCUCUUUAAUAACAAGACUACAGUUCAUUAGAUACCGAAGCCCAUAUAACCAUAUCAAACACGAAAUAUAUCCCAAAAACAUAAACUACAAAGAAGCAAACGAAUUUUUUCCGAUCAUCAACAAAUAUUUAAGACCACAAAAACACAUGAGUAUUGAAAAUUUCCUAUUGAAUUUAAACAAAAACGAAUUCAAUCAAGAGAUUGGUAGAACAAUGUCGCAAUUAGUCUAUGAAAAUGAAAUAUAUAUCACCGAUCCAAUGAUAAAAUUGGAGGUCAUGGGCAUGUACCUAGAGAGAAUCAAUUCGUCAAGAUAUACGAAUGGAAACACCAUCAUUAAAAAUAAAACAGAUGAUAUUGCUCAAAAGUACCAAGAUAUUCGUCGUAGAAUGAGGAAUACCAAAUCCACCUUUAUGACUUUCUCUGAUCAAUUCCCAGCACAUGAUUCACUACAAAGAAUUAAAUAA
Molecule: messenger RNA, 933 nt
Organism: Vespa crabro (European hornet)
Lineage: Eukaryota; Metazoa; Arthropoda; Insecta; Hymenoptera; Vespidae
Exons: 3
Coding region: 1-933 (310 amino acids)
Source: RefSeq, a predicted model, not a curated record